AUGCUGUAUACAAAUGCAACGGCCCCCUCCUCAACGGCGCAUUGUCUGACCUCAACAGCCGGUCCUCGCCAGCCCCCCGCCAGCAAUGCAUCAGUACAAGGUGGUGAUACAGCUCGCUCGAAGCGUAACAAGAAGGAUAGUCGCAAAAAACGCGAAGCCAAAGGCCUAGAUCCGGAAAGCGCGCCGCCGCCAUCCAAGAAACGCGCAACAGCGGCAAGCAUUGCCCGCCCCAGUUCAGAGCUCUCGAUUCUCCGCCCAUUGCUACUCGCCGAACCCCGGGCAUCAGAUCGGUCACCUCCCCAACCACGCCAAUUCAACCUCGUGACGAGUAAGACCUCGCAGGUUCUGGACCGGACGUGGGACUUUUACGAGGUCGUCGAUAAACUCACCAACAAGAACGGCUUCCGUUACAGUUACGCAAUUGGUGACCCGGGCUUCCCCCAUAUCAAGUAUCGACAGACCGAUGUCCAGCCAUACCACACGCGCUUCAGCUUCGAGGAUUCCCCUGCCGCAAUUUUCUUUUCGCAAGACGCUAGGGCAGUAACCACAAGCGAUGCAUGGCAUACGGCGCGCGCAAAUGUGUGCGCUCGGGAGGGGUCAUAUUAUUACGAGGCGCGGGUCAUCAGUGGCAGAGUGAACGACGGACAAGCAGCUCCUCAGAAGGGUGCGCCCGGCGCAUCUCCUCGCGGUCAUGUUCGACUCGGAUUCGCUCGGCGUGAGGCGGAUCUGGAUGUGAACGUGGGCGUCGACUGCUACGGGUACGGCAUUCGGGACGUAAACGGCGAAGUCGUGAAUCGCAUGCGAUGCGAAUUCUUCUUCCCCAAGGGCGAAGGCAUCAACGAAGGCGAUGUCAUUGGCAUGCUAAUUACCCUCCCGCCUCUUUCACUGCACAAGAAAAUCGUCGAAGGCACGUACGAUCCCGCUGCAGAUGGCGAUGGAACCGAGCCACUAUCGGAGGCUCCUACAGCCACGAAUAUCAUCCGAGAUCGUAUCCCUUUUCACUACAAAUCCGACUUUUGCUGGCAACAGUCCAACGUCUUCUCUACAAAACACCUCCGCGACUACGCUUUCAACCUGAAAGAAACUCCUACAUUCGGGCCCCCCUCCCCGCUCAACAGUGAAGAUCCUACUCUUCGCACGUUACCCGGCUCCAGCAUUACUAUUUUCAAAAAUGGUGUCAAGAUGGGCACACCCUUCAAAGAGCUUUACGCCUUUUUACCACCAGCCAGCCGUCUCGCCAACGGCACGAAUAAUCUUGGUAUUGGAGAACGGGAAAAUGCCGACGACGGCAUGAUCGGCUACUACCCAGCUGUGAGCUGCUACGGCGGUGGUGCCGUCGAGUGCCGUUUCGAGGGCCCAUGGUGGGUUGGCCCACCUGAGCAGAACGACUUGGGUGGUCCCGUCCGACCUAUGGGCGAGCGCUUCAACGAUCAGAUCGUUGAGGACGUCGUUGCUGAUAUCGUCGACGAGGUCGAAGCCAUGUUCACCUGGGGCGGUGUCGAUGGAGAUGUGAUUGGCAACAAUAACACAGAGAUAGAUGGUCCUGCUUCUAGUGCCAUUGGGGGCUCCGAGGUCUUGCAGAACGGCGUCGGUGCAGCGCUUGCUACGGCUGGCGCAGCGGGGGCUUCUGAUUCUGCUGUGAACAGCAAUCAGGCCACGCCUGCUGCUAACCCGGUGCUAGAGGAUGCGAUGAGUGUCGGCACAGCUGGGACACCAGUCCAUGCUGCGGAUGCUCCAGCGGAUGCUCCAACGGAUGCUCCAGCGGAUGCUCCAACGGAUGCUCCAGCGGAUGCUCCAACGGAUGCUCCAGCGGAUGCUCCAACGGAUGCUCCAGCGGAUGCUCCAGCGAAUGCUCCAACGGAUGCUCCAGCGGAUGCUCCAGCGGAUGCUCCAGCGGAUGCUCCAGCGGAUGCAGAUGAAGAUGUAGAGAUGAGCUGA
Messenger RNA from Penicillium daleae, 1938 nucleotides. RefSeq names its product SPRY domain-containing protein. The coding region runs from base 1 to 1938 and encodes 645 amino acids. Gene Ontology annotation, molecular function: protein binding; transcription cis-regulatory region binding. Lineage: Eukaryota; Fungi; Ascomycota; Eurotiomycetes; Eurotiales; Aspergillaceae. Gene Ontology annotation, cellular component: Set1C/COMPASS complex. The record is from RefSeq and is a predicted model, not a curated record. The transcript is spliced from 2 exons.